AUUUAUCAAUUUCGUUUUAUGUCAAAAGAACAGACAAAGAGUGAGUUAAAAUUGUAUUUUUACAUAUUUUGUAAUAUUUUUGUGCAAAAUGGCAUCGAGAAAAAAGGUUUUAUUGAAAGUCAUCAUCCUCGGCGACAGUGGCGUUGGUAAAACUUCGCUCAUGAAUCAGUUUGUCAACAAGAAAUUUUCCAAUCAGUACAAGGCAACAAUAGGCGCAGAUUUUCUCACAAAAGAGGUAAUCGUCGAUGAUAGGAUUGUAACAAUGCAAAUUUGGGAUACUGCUGGACAGGAGCGUUUCCAGUCGUUGGGGAUGGCCUUCUUUCGGGGAGCGGAUUGUUGCGUUUUAGUGUUUGACGUAACGGCCCCCAAUACCUUCAAGUCCUUGGAAAGUUGGCGUGAUGAAUUCUUGAUACAAGCCUCACCUCGUGAUCCGGAUAACUUCCCGUUCGUCAUUUUAGGCAAUAAGGUUGAUUUAGAAAAUCGCGGAGUUUCAGCUAAACGUGCGCAGCAGUGGUGUCAGAGCAAAAAUGAUCUACCUUACUUCGAAACCAGUGCCAAAGAAGCUGUGAAUGUGGAACUAGCCUUCCAGACUAUUGCUCGUAAUGCCUUGGCUCAAGAAACAGAAGCUGAACUGUAUAAUGAGUUCCCCGAUCAGAUUAAGCUCAACGCUAAUGACAAUGCUCGCAACCGAGAUGGAGACAACUGUGCCUGCUAGACUUCCAACUGAAUAACUCAUUUAUCGGCAAUAUACUAGUGUCACAUUUUUUUUUUUAAAUUACUUUCAUAGAUUGUAAUAUUAUUGUAUAAGUAAUGUUUUCUUUGAUGACAUAACUAUCAAUAUAUGAAAUUGUCAAAGUGUAUUUAAGUCACAUGAUUUUUUUGCGGUUUCUUUGUUAUGCACAUAUCAAUUGUGUAAUGCACAUAGCUAAAUUACUUGAGCUUUUUCCUAGUGUAGAGGCACUAUCUCAAAGUACAAGUCUACUUUAUGUUUCAUAAUUAAUUAGGCCAAAUCUCGUAAUAUUAUCAUCAUGUUUUAAUUAUGUUUUGUAAUUCAUUUGUAAGCUAAAUGCAUGAAGAUAUCAAUGGCUCCUGUGUGUAAACAACAAUUUACAAAUUUGCAUCUUGUAAUAUAUUUUGAACAGGAAAAUGUAUAUGAAAUUACUUUUUUAAUCAUCAAUGUUGCCGUUAGAUUUCUAUUGUCUAUUAAUGCAUCAUAAUGAAGUUUUAAGUUCAAUCUUGUAAAAUUUGUCUUUUAAAAUGAUAAUUUACAUUUUUAUAAUUUACAUAAUUUACAUAGGAGCCAUCCAAAUAUUGGUUUUGUUGCCCAGUUGUAUGAACAGUAGAUUGUAAUCAUAUUAACAUUCAGUCUGUUCUAUAAAACAUGACAUUAAACAAUGAUAAAAGUUGUAGAGCUAGAUGAGUCAUAACAUUUAUUUCAUGUUAGAAAUGACUAAGCAACUCAGUCUACCUAGUGCAGGGGUAGUGAACCAAUGGAACAUAUAUUUUAGGAAUUCUGGUUAUAAAAUGAAAAAAAUAUAUGUCAUAUAAAUGAACAUGUAGUACUGCUUACUAGUACUACUAUGCCUUAUGCAGAGUAACUUCAAUAUAUAACAACAUUAAAAGUUUUAUUAUAAAAAUAACUUGAUAAAAAGGUUCAUUACCCCUGCCCUGGUGCAUUAUUUACUUUUAUCUACAUUAAACAACCUAUAAAUGUUAAAUUAUGUAAAAAACAUUAAUCUAUCAGCUGUAUAAUUCUAUGUUCACUGGUGGUUUUGCAUUGUUGAAAACCAAUGUAUAAAAACAUGUUAUUUAUUUCUCUGACUACUCAAUAAAAAUAAGAGAAAAACCAUGUUUUAAAUCAACUUCCAAAAGUGGGAAGUUUCAUUUUUAUGUUUUUAGUACAUGUUUUUCAACAAUGGAAACUUUUGUUUAAAAUGAACAAUGAAUAGGUAAUUUUAUUUGUAUGUGCUUAUAUCAAAAUUUAUUAUAAAUGUCAUAGGUUUGUUGUCUAAGGAUGCAAUAAUUGUUAGAGAAGGUAUUUGAUCUGUUUUGUUAUACUAAUAAUUUGUAUAAGAAAUAAAAUUGUAAUGGUAUAUAUCUAUGUGGCAACAAACUUUGAUAUGCUUAUAAAAUAUUUCUGUAUAUAUUUGGAAUUUGUUAGAUGUAAGUAGUUAAACAGUACCAUGGUUAUAGUAGUUACACAACAUUUUACAUACAUUUUGUCAAAUAUUUUUACAUGUCUGGCUAAUCGAAAAUGAAUAUGUGUAAGCCAUAUUAAUUACACUUAAAUUUGGUACACAAUUUUUUUUUUAAAUUCGGGAAUUGGGAAAUUAUUCGUAAAUAUUUAAGUUGAAUUAUGAUAAUGAUCACAAUAAUUCUCACUUGCCAUUUAAAAUGUUACUUUGGUCAAUCCUUUUAUUGAAUUUAAAAGGCAUUUAUAUAAAACCCCAAUAUAGUGAGCUA
Messenger RNA from Papilio polytes (common Mormon), 2463 nucleotides. RefSeq names its product ras-related protein Rab-7a (gene Rab7). Gene Ontology annotation, molecular function: GTP binding; GTPase activity. The record is from RefSeq and is a predicted model, not a curated record. Bases 89 to 715 code for a protein of 208 amino acids. NCBI's taxonomy places the organism in Eukaryota, Metazoa, Arthropoda, Insecta, Lepidoptera, Papilionidae. The transcript has a single exon. Gene Ontology annotation, cellular component: late endosome; phagocytic vesicle; lysosome. Gene Ontology annotation, biological process: phagosome-lysosome fusion; endosome to lysosome transport.